CUUAGCGAGAUGGCCACGCUGAGCGUCAAGCCGGGGCAGCGGUUCACGGUGCCGGACUGGCACACCAACUCCCACCUCAUCUCUGCCGACGCCGAACGCCAGCGCUCUGUGUCCCACCGGGUCCGGCAGGAAGCGCGAACUCUCCGCAAUGAAACCAACAACCAGACGAAAUGGGAUGAGCACGACAACCGAACCCGCCUGGCUGAACGUAUCCGGAGCGUGAACAGAUGGAAGGAGACCCUGGACAAAUGCCUGGCAGAUGUAGAUGCGGAACUCGAUGCCUUAGCCAAAGUGAAGGAGGCAGCAGAACGUGCCCUCCAGGCAAAGAACCUGCCUUUAGACGUUGCCAUUGAGUGCCUGACACUCCGGGAGAGCCGCCGCGCCAUCGACGUGGUGAGGGACCCUGUGGAGGAGGAGCUGCACAAGGAGGUGAAGUUGAUAGACAAAGCCAAGAGAGAGCUGCAGCAGAAAGCGAGUGAAGCCUUCGAACAGCUCUGCCUCUUGCAAGAAGCUCGCCAGCAGCUGAGCAGUGACCACCAGUGCAAGGUGGAAGCGUUGGAAUUGGAUCGUAUGUGCUUAUCCCUCAGCGUCAACUCUCCCAACAUCUCCUUCAAGGUCAACCCAACUCGGGUCCCAAAUGGAUCAACUACGGUUGAUGAGUGGGAACAGAACAGCCAGAGCAACAAGGAGCGUGCUGAGGCAGAAAUGAAAACCUCUGCUGAGCUCCGAGAAGCCAUAGUGCUUGCCAUUGCCCAGACAAACAACGAGCUGGAGGCUCAGCGUGUAGCUACAGAGUUUGCCUUGCGCAAGAGGAUUAGAGACCUGGAAAAAGCCUAUGAUGAACUGAAAUGGCAGGAGCAGAACACCUUGGAGGAGAUUGCUGAGAUGGAGGAGGAGAUCCGACACCUGGAGGAAGAGCUUCGGAGGAAGAUGCAGGAUCUGAAAGUGGCGCACACCCGCCUGGAGACCCGCACCUAUCGGCCCCGUGUAGACCUCUGUCGGGAUCAGGUCCAGUACGGGCUAACAGAUGAGGUCCACCAGCUGGAGGGAACAAUCCGUGCACUCAAACAGAAGAUGGCAGAGUCACAGAAUUCUUUGGAUGCUCUUUACCGACAACUUCACCGCAUCCAGACAGAUCUGGGCUACAAAACGAAUUCCCUGGUAUUGGAUAACAAGUGCAUGGACACCCGGAAGAAGCUUCUGGUCCCCUCUGAGAGGGUUCUGCCGGAGGCAGAGACUUUCCCCCGGGCCACAACCCGUGCGCUCCCUGCACGGACAAACGGGCAGCAGGACCUGGUGAAAGAGAGAGCUACUGACUCAGUUCCAUAG
Nestor notabilis (Kea) is the source of this 1329-nucleotide messenger RNA. It is a transcript of the gene TEKT2, whose product is annotated as tektin 2 (testicular). Gene Ontology annotation, cellular component: microtubule cytoskeleton; nucleus. Bases 10 to 1329 code for a protein of 439 amino acids. The transcript is spliced from 9 exons. NCBI's taxonomy places the organism in Eukaryota, Metazoa, Chordata, Aves, Psittaciformes, Psittacidae. The record is from RefSeq and is a predicted model, not a curated record. Gene Ontology annotation, biological process: cilium movement involved in cell motility; cilium assembly.